GGCAAAUGAAUGAAUGACUGAAUCCCUGCCUCUGGAGCCCUCCCCACCCAUUUCCCUUGAGAGCCCCACUAGCCCGAGGCUGACCCGGGGUGGCUGCGUCCUGCAUUAGACCUGUCCUGCAACGUCCAAGCAUGAAAGGAGAAGUCAGAAGAGAUGUUUUCCAGACAUCGGCAGCUCUGAGCUUCCUCUUUCGCUCAUUUGUGAAUGGUCACAUUCCCCUUCCUGUUGGAGCUUCCUUCACGGACAGACAGGCAGGUCCAGAAACUGGAUGGCCCUGGGAACUCCUGGCCCCUCGGACAUGGAGAGGCUGUUGCUGCUGCUGCUGCUGCCCCUGCUGUGGGCGGGUCUCCUACCCCCGGCUUGACUGGACCGACUCCACACGUGUUUACGGGGCAUGGUUCCGGAAAGAGGAUAGACUCCAAGAGGACGUUCUUAUGGCCACAGACAACUCAACCCGGGGUGGAAAGAAGAAGAGAAAUAUCCCAUUACACCUCCUCGGGGACCCCAGGGCCAACAACUGCUCCCUGGGCAUCGUAGACGCCCGCAAGAGGGACAGUGGAAACUAUUAUUUUCAACUGGGAAGAGAAGCUGCAGAACACAGUUACAAGAAUAACCAGCUCACUGUGAAUGUGGUCGCGCUAACAUGGACUCCCGAUGUCCACAUCAAGGAGCCCCUGGAGUCUGGCUCCAGCAGCCGCCUCAAAUGCUCCCUGCCUGAGACCUGUGACUGGGCCACGCCUCCCACCAUCUCCUGGACCGGGGAUGCCCUCAGACCCCCAGGACUGGACUCCAAGGAGGCCUAUAACUCCCCGGAGAUCCUGCUCACCCCCCGCCCACAGGAUCACGGCACGAGCCUCACCUGUCGGGUGACCUUCCGCAGGGCUUCUGUGAGCGCAGAGAGGACUGUCACGCUCAACGUGUCCUAUCCCCCCCAGAAGCUGACCAUCAGCGUCUCCGGAGGAAUUGGCACAGAGCUGGAACACCUGCGGAAUGGCUCAUCUCUUCCUGUUGUGGAGGGAGACUCUCUGCGCCUGGUCUGUGACACCGACAGCAACCCCCCGGCCUCACUGAGCUGGUCCCGGGGGAGCCGGACCCUGAGCCCCUCACAUCCCUCGAGCCCUGGGGUCCUGUCCCUGCGACGAGUGGAGUCGGGCCACGACGGCGAGCUCACCUGCCGAGCUCAGCACCCUCAGGGCUCCUUGUGGGUCUCCCUGCAUCUCUCUGUGCAGACCCGCCCGCAGCUGCUGGGCCCCUCCUGCUCCCAGGAGGACGAGGGUCUGCGCUGUAGCUGCUCCUCCCGAGCCCGGCCGGCCCCCUCCCUGCACUGGCGGAUCGGGGAGGGGCUGCUGGUGGGGGAGCUCAGCAACGCCUCCUUUGAGGUCAGCUCCAACUCCGCCGGGCCCUGGGCCAACAGUUCCCUGAGCCUCCGAAAGGGGCUCAGCUCCGGCCUCAGCCUCAGCUGCGAGGCCCUGAACGUCCACGGGGCCCGGAGCGGGUCUGUCCUGCUGCUGCCAGGGAAGCCCAGGCUUGGAGGAGAAUUUGUUCUGGGGGCCAUCGGGGGAGCUGGCGCCGCUGGCCUGCUCAGUCUCUGUUCCUGCCUCAUCUGCUUCACACUGAAGACCUGCAGGAAGGCAGCCCGUGAGAAGGAUGAACCCUGCACACUGGGUCCCACCUCCCAGGAUGCUGCAAGGAUCUCCCCAAAACAACUACUAUGUACUACCUACAAAAUCAAGUUCAGGGGCCCCCAAGAUACCAGCAGGAUGAGUGUCCUCCAGGCAGCCCCCUGGCCUACCUGCCCCCAGCGGCGGCCGCCCCCCUCUCAGGGGAGGAACAGGAGCUUCAUUACACCUCCCUCAGUUUCCUCGAGCUGAGACCCUGGGAGCCUCGGGACCAGGCCACCACCAGCACCACCGAAUAUGCAGAGAUCAAGAUCCUUAAAUGACAACCCUGCCUCCCGCAACCUUCUGCAACCUCUGGCUGGGGGACCCAGGGCUUCUCAGGGAAGAGACACAUCAGGGAUGAUGCCUGAGAGAACAGUUUUCCAUGUACAUGGGCUACCAACUAGCGUAUGCAAGUCCCGCUGGUGGGGUGAUGGGCGGAACUGGGCUCACGUCUCAGACCCGUCACCAAACACGCGUCUGAGUUUGAACACAUCACCUUCCUUCUCAGCCUCCUACUCUGUAAAAUGGAUAUCACAAACCUAACUCACAGGGUUGUUGUGGGCAUCAAGGCAGUAAUUAACAUAUAGUGUCCAACGGGGGUGAAUGUGCAAAGGGCAUCGCACCCAAGGUCAAACCUCUUCCCUGGGCAACCUGCUGGGAUAAGGGUCUGGCAUGCUGGGCCAAAUGGGGACCACUCUGCAGGGCUAUCUAGCUCCAGAGGUGCCUCCCCCCACUCCCAAGGCUGAGCAGAGGUUGUCAUUAGGCAGGAUCACAUCCCUAGGCUCCAUGUAGCCCACCCCUUCCUUCCCUUCCACUCACACUCACCCCUGGGGCACUUCCUAUGAACACACUGCAAACUGGUCUUUCUCUGAGCCUGCUUCCUGGAAACCCAACUUGUCUAUUUUCUCGGACACAAAAAUCAUUCACUGAUUAUCUGAAAUAAAUGACAAGGGUUCUUUUUAA
Dama dama (fallow deer) is the source of this 2624-nucleotide messenger RNA. RefSeq names its product sialic acid binding Ig like lectin 11 (gene SIGLEC11). Gene Ontology annotation, biological process: cell adhesion. The transcript has 10 exons. The record is from RefSeq and is a predicted model, not a curated record. Bases 132 to 1871 code for a protein of 579 amino acids. Gene Ontology annotation, cellular component: plasma membrane. Lineage: Eukaryota; Metazoa; Chordata; Mammalia; Artiodactyla; Cervidae. Gene Ontology annotation, molecular function: sialic acid binding.